AUGAAGCAUUGCGAGCAAUAUGAUGAAGAGGAGGAAGACAUUGUGGACAUCAAGGUGGAGCAACUGGAUCGCCCGCCGCUUCCACCGCGUCAGGUCAUCGGACCUGACGAACAUGGGUUCAAGCGCUACGUAGACUAUUCUUGGGUGGGGAAUCGCAAGGUCCGGACAGUGACCACCACGCGAGUGCACAAGAUAGCAACCGUGCGCGUUAGCAAAAGGGUUCUGGAACGCCGUAAGACCUGGUGUAAGUUUGGAGAUGCGGAGAACGAUGACAGGGAGAUAGCGAAGAUCCGGCUUCUAAGGACAAGUACAUCCGGCAUCGUGAAGCUUGAGAGGCCCCCAAACUUCAUCCCAGCAGCCAGUGUCCCUUCAGCCCCUGGGCUGUCGCCGACGAAGGCAGCCUCGGCUGCGCGCGAGCAAGUUCUUGCAAAGGGAGGACCGGCCGUGGCUGCUGCCAGGGCGGCUGCGGCAGCGGGAGCUGAAGCCCGCGGACUCGACGUUUACCCAGGCGAUACCAAGACAGAGAGUGAGUGCUUCGUGGUCAGGAUUGAUCAGUUACCGUUGGAGUCCACAGAAGACAAUGUUCGCGUGCUGAUGGAGCAGUUCGGUGGGGUGAAGCAUGUGUUCAUUGCAAGACACCCGAGGACCAGAGCGUCUCUUCGGUAUGCGUUUGUCUACUUCUUCGAGAAGGAAGAUGGAGAAGCAGCGGUCGAAGCUCUCUCUGAUGGGCUGGAAGCAAGGGUGGUCGGGAUGCUUACAUGUUAA
Messenger RNA from Triticum turgidum subsp. durum (durum wheat), 765 nucleotides. Lineage: Eukaryota; Viridiplantae; Streptophyta; Magnoliopsida; Poales; Poaceae. The record is from the annotation of a GenBank genome assembly.